AUGGAAAUGCGCUCAGGGCCAGGCUGCGGCCAGGUGCGGCCGCCAGGCGCUUCACCCUCUGCUUCUCGCACCCUUGCCAGUACUCCUGAUGUUUCUCUUCCCUCGCCUUCUCCGUCUACCUCUUCUUCCUCGUCAUCCCUUUCGUCCUCGUCUUCUUCCUCGUCUUCCUCGUCUUCUUCCUCGUCUUCUUCCGCGUCUUCCUCUCCUUCCUCGUCUUCUUCCUCUUCUUCCUCGUCUUCUUCCUCUUCUUCCUCGUCUUCUUCCGCGUCUUCCUCGUCUUCUUCCGCGUCUUCGUCUUCUUCCUCGUCUUCCUCUUCUUCCUCUCUAUUUUUCCAUGGAGUGACUGCUGCGGCUACUCCGCUGCGGCCGGUGACGUUGCAUCCGUUGCAGAGUGGCUCGGCCACAGGCGACAGAUUGACUUCGUUUCCACCGCAGACUUUCGGAGGCAAGGGAGCGAAGAAGCUGGCGGCAGGCCCGAGAGCGGUCGAUCCUUUCGCCUCUCUCGUGCCGGCGCAAACUGCAUCGUCGAGUGGUUCUGCCGCUGCGUCCGCGGCGUUCGCUUCUGGUGCGUCGCUUCCCUCAAGAGAAACGGAACUGGGGUCUCCUUCACGGGCGCAAACACAGUCUACCUCUUUCUCUCGAAAACCUUCCUCGCCGUCGCCUUCGUCUUCCCCUUCUUCGCGUUUGGUGUUUCCAGGAGCUUUCUUGUCUGUGCCUGCAGAGCUGCCGUCGUCUCUGGAGUCGCGAUGGAGGGUGAGUGUCUAUCGCCAUGUCUUCUUCAUUUUUCCGCACCCUUCUCUCUGGCUCGCCUCUUGGGGCUCGACCUCGCGUGUCUCUGCUCGCCCCGCCGUCCCGCGCGCGCAUCUGCCGGUUCUGCUGAUCCAGCGCAGAUCUGGAGCGAUCGGACAACACCUGCUUCCCCUCCGCACGGGCUUUCUCCUCCAGCAAGUCGCCCCUCGUCUCUGCGCCGCCGCCGUCGCUUCGGGGGAGGUGCGAGACACUCAGCCGCCCCAGUCCUUUGGACAUUUCCACUUUGCCUUCGACGCAGACGCCCUCCUCGGGACGCUCGCUGUCGACAGUCGCCGCUUCCUCGUCGUAGUCACUGAAGCCGAACAGGUAGCGCGGUUCGAAGAAGAAGAACUUCCGUCUCUCCCUCUUCAACGGGAUGGACAGAGCGACGCAAACGGCGAGCCGAAGUCCGGGGCUGAGCGCGGAGGACGAACGGAGCCUGGGGGCGAGGCGGCGGCGCGGACCGAUUUGCGUGGCAGCGACGGUCGGUGGACCCGAAGAGUCAUUAAGUCGAUUAAACGGGCCGUCUGCCUCCCCUACCAUGCGACUGUCUCGCCGUCGCUCGCCCACCUGCCGACAGCGACGGCCGCGGGCCUCGAGGCCCACACCGCGGCCGGGAAGGCCCGCCGGCGCCGCGGCGCGCCUGCGGCUGCGACCGCGGUCGUGCGGGGCCUCGCGGCGACCGUGGAGUCCAAGAAGAGACAGCUGGGUGGAGGCCAAGCGUCGCUUCGCGGAAGAGGCGACAAGGCCGAGAGAGAGGCCGACACUGCGGCGCGAGAGGACAAGGCCUUCGCGUCGGAGCAAGGACCAAAGGGGCGACUGCCGUCGCUUCCGUUGGAUCUGCUGGGCGCCACGGAGGAGACUGAAGGCCUGGAUGUCGUGUCCGACCACUUCGCCUUCUCAGAUUUGGACAGCACGCCGCGAGAAGACGGGGAGCGCGUCCCGCAGCUCACGCACCCCCUUGCGAGGUCGCUUUCCCCAGAAGGCCAAGACAGCGGGACGCCGUCGCUCUCGAAGGUCCAGCGUGGGGCCGACUGCGCCGAUGUUUCUUCGCUGUUCUCUCCCCUCAGCUUCUCCCCGUCCUUUCCCCUGGGUCUCCCUCUCUCAGGCCGAGAGGGCGACUCCCGAAAAGAGGACGACGUAGCUGGCCCUCUGUCUCUGUCGGGUCACCUCACAGGCAUUCAGAGUUUAGUCACGGCUGCGGCAGACAGCCUAGUCGGCAGCGCACUGGGCAGCGCUGCGGUCGCGUCCUGGGCUGGCGAGAGUCGCGCGAAUGUGACGCAGUGGAUGGCCGAGCAGUUCCAGUUUUCGCCUCAGCCGCAGGCCUCCCUCAACCUCGCCCGGUGGCUCGGCGACGCCUCCAGUCUCUCCUGGCCUGGGGUGAAUCUCGUAGGCGCAGCCGGCGACACUGGGCAGACGGCGGCGAGAGAGGCUGCGCUGCGCGGGCGUGAAUGCAGAGGCGAGGACAGAGAGGAGAGCGUCGAGCUCGCGGACGGAGACACGGGCCCUCGUGUGGGGUCUGGGUCGCGGUUGGGGCGACCGUUGCGAGACGAAGAGCCCGAAGGACACUGCGAGGCGGUGGUAGGAGAGCGCGCGGGCCAGCGAGGCGCCGCGGAGCCUGUCGGUGUUCUGGAGGGGCAAACGAGCUCGCAAGGAGACAGCGCGGAGACACAGGAGACGGCGCCCGCCCACGCAGGGACACCCCCUGGAAGCUGGGGCUCGGGGCUCGGUGUCGGCUUGUCGCAUCUCGCGGCGGCCGCGGGGCAGAUGACCUCCGACGUGCGAGACGGCAGCACGGCGGGAGACCAUUUUCAGGGACAGCGUUGUCGCAGUGGCGAGGAAACACAGAGCCGCGCUCAGCAGACACGCCUCCCGCAACGAAGCGAACCGGACGGGGGGUUUGCGUCCACCAGUGCGGCGACAUCAGCGCCUCUGGGCCUCCCUGCGUCUGUUCUGGCUGCGGCGUCUGUUGUGGCUGUGGAAGAAACCGCGGCGGUGACGAGCGAAGUCGACCGCUAUGCACUGGCCGUCGAAAAGUUGCUCUGUAGCUGUUUCUACUACUCGUACGACUUGGAGUUGACGCGCAGUCUGCAGAACCAGCAAGACUGCGGGGUUUCGACGCGCCGCCAAGGACUCCCUGGGUACUCGGACGCCGCCCCAGGCCGGGGGAGCGCCGUCGCCUCUCCGAUUGAGAGAGAGGAACUGCUCGAUCGCUGCACAAAGGCCGUGAGGCAGAUGUCGACCGCGGCCGCGCCGCUCAGUCGGGGCGGAGGCGAAGGGCGAGAGAAGGGAGACCGAGGAGACAGGCGGGAAAACGGAGACUGCGGCGUCGCGGAGAAGGCCGGAGGCGGGAAGGAAGCACAAGGCGAUCGGCCGCACGAGCAGGGGCGCGCUAGAGUGGCGCAGAAAGGAGGCGAGGAGGAAGCGGCUCGGCAAGCAGGAGCGACGUUCCUUGCUUUCAAACCUGCAUCGACAGCCGAAGAGGAAAAGGGAAAGAGAGAAGAGGACAGGGAUACACAGUACAGCUGGGACGGAUUGGGUCUGAUUGCAGUCGCCGACGAAAGGUUCACGUGGAACUUGCAGCUCUACAGCGCGUGGCUGGCAGCCGGAAUCGACCAGAGAUGGAUGGUCCCCGUCGUGCAAGGCUACGUCGGCUAUGUGAGACUGGAGCGUACGUCUCCAGCGCCUCUUGGCUCUUCGCCUGCCGCGACUCAUCGCUCACUUCCCCCGCUCGCCCGCCACUGGUCGGCUGCUCCGAGUGCUCCGCCGCGUCUCGCGGUGCCUUCGCGCCCAUCGGUUGCAGACGACCGCGUGGGGCUCGACGCCCGCGAGGCGACGGAGACGCUCCUCUCGCAGAGUGUCGAGCUUUUGCUCAUCUGCAGACGCAGCUGCAAACGUGGCGGGACGCGCUACAACGCCCGCGGCAUCGACGACGAGGGCAACGUGGCCAACUUCGCCGAGAGUGAGCAGCGCGUGCGCCUCGUCGAGUACACAGUCCCUGUGCUCUCGCGCGCCUCUGGACCCGAUGCGCCUGUCGCAGGCGUCUCCUCUGUCGCUUCGGCGAGUCGCGGGUCUCUGCAUGCGCGGCAGGGGCGAUCAGAGACGCUCGGGAGGUGGGCGAGUCUGGUGCAAGUCCGCGGCUCGGUUCCGGUGUUUUGGGAGCAGACAGGAUUGACGGCGCAAACGACGGUGACGCGCAACACCAUUUUGACGGCGCAUGCGUUCGAGAAGCACCAGAACUUUUUGUUUCGGCGCUACGGCCCCGUGAUCGCCUACGUCGACCUGCUGAGCGGGUCUCGGGGCACCGAGUCCCGCCUGGUGUCGGCGCUCGAACACCAGAUCUGCGCCUACGAGCACGACCACCCCCAGGCUCCCUUUAUUCACCACGUCCACUACGAUUUCCACCAGCAGGUCAAGUCUAAGGCGUACGAGGCGGCUCUCGGCGAAUUCGUCGAAUCCCAACUCCUCGACGCCGCCGCAGGGAUCGGCUUCUUCCUUCAGCCCUCGCACGAAUUCGAGAAGAAGCGGCGCCUCGCGAUGCAGGCUGGCGAAGCCGGCGACGCAGCUGCCUGCGCGGAAGAAACCGCUGAGGGCGAGUCGGGCGACGACCGGGGACACCAACAGCAAGGCGUGCUGCGGACCAACUGCCUCGACUGCCUAGAUCGGACCAACGUCUUCCAGUGGUAUUUUUGCUGGUUCUGGCUUGUCCAGCACUUGCGCUCCAACCAUUUCGACGCGUUCCUUCGUCCCGUCAAAAGGCGAAACCUAGUCACGUACUCCACCGUCUCUUCUCCGCCGCCCUCCGCUCUCGCUGCUUCCAACCGUCUUCUCCUCUUUGUCGGCGGCAGCGGAUCCCCGACGAGCUCCUCGCCGUUUUCGCGCGCGAAGGAGCGAACCGGCCUUCGUCGUUUGUCGCCUUUCUCGCAGCCUGCGUCUCGCCAGCAGUCCUCGUCCUCGGUCUCUUCUGCCGGCGACACCCAGGCGGAGACGCGCCGCGGGGCGCCUCAAGACGGCACUGCUCUCGCUUCCUUGUCCUCUGUCUCUUCUGUUUCUUCUGUCUCUUCAGCGUCAGGCUGGUCGUUCACGCCUCGGCGAGGGGACAAGGAGAGAGGGAAGGCAGAGAAGACGCACGAGGCCGCGCUGGGAGCAAAGAGAGAGAAGAAGAGUGCCGCCACAACCGAAGAAGGAACCGGGGAGGAAGAGGUCCAGGCGCUGAAGGAAGAGAUCAAGAAAAUGUGGGCCGAUCAGGGCGACAGCAUCAGUAUGCUGUACACGGGAACAGGCUCGGUGUUCACGUCGCAUAUGAAGCAGGGGGGGAAGGCGACUUUUUCGAGCAACCUCGAUCACGCGUGGAAGGCCCUCGGGAGGUUUUACCAGAACACCUUCGAGGAUACGUACCGCCAAGAAGUGAUAGACGUUUUUCUUGGGCUCCACCGUUUGAGCGUUUCGCUGCCGCGUUUGUCUUCCUUCCCCAACAGUCCCGGGACGCCUGUGCAAUCUGCCUUGUCCGCGUCUCUCUCCAAGGCGAGUGGGGCGUUCGGGUCGGUUGCUGGCAGGCGCACGGUGGGUCAUGCGAAGGCGCCUUCCUCGUCUGGUGGUUCUUCACCGCCCGAGAGGAACAGGCGAAGCGGCGAGAAACUUCCUCCAGGUUGUGAAAUGACGUCGAAGAACCGGAGGCGCCUCGGCGAGGCUGAGAGGGACACUUCCCUCGCCGAAGUCGGCCACGCUGGACCCCACACCUGUGCGUCUUCUCCCUCUUCACCCUCUUCUUCCUCUUCUUCUUUUUUCUCUUCUUCUUCUUUUCUUUCUUCUUCCUCGUCCUUCCUUGGCAAAGAAGGGAGCAAGGGACGGAGGGCGCAGGCCGUCGGCGUGGGCGAGGCAGAGAUGCACGCGAAAGGCGGAAGCCUCCUGGCGUCUGCCGACGCGGAGUCGGCGCCGGGAGGAUUUGGAGAAGGCGAGAAACGGCCGGGGCUGCGAGGGGCCGAGGGACAGAAGGAGGGCGGAGGCCGGCAGGCCCCAGGAGACGAUGGAGCCCAACGAGCGCCGGGAGAGGGUGCAGGCAGUGUGCCCCUGAGAAUUUGGGUGGGGACUUGGAACCUCGCAGGCAAGGAUCUCCACGAAUGGGAUGACAUCGAGCCUUGGUUGGCGCCCGUGAAGGAACAGGCCGACGUGUAUGUCUUUUGCGUUCAAGAGCUGGUGGAACUGACCGGCUUCCGCGUGUUGAUGAACAUGAAGGACAGCGACAAGGAGGCGCGACUCGAGCAGAAGGCCUCGGUGGGUGUCAACAACUUGGUGCAUCACUGCCCGGAGCCUGCUGCGUCGUCGCUGCGUCGCCGGCGUCUCCAGGCGUACGUCUCGUCUCUCUCGGGAUCGCCGCUUCUGCAGGUUCUCGCCUCGAGUCGCCCGCCGUCCUUGCCGUCGCCGACUGCGUCUCCGGCGUCUUCCCUGCCGUCUGCGCAGGCUGACGCCUCGUCCGCGUCCCAGUUUGCGCUGCCUUCGGCUCUUCCCUGGAGUUCGAAGCGGAAGGGAACCGAGGAAGGCUCGAGUCUCUCGUUCUUCGGCCGACAGUGGUCCAGCGCGUCCUUGUCGUCCCGCCCUGCCGCGCCUCGCGAGGAGUCUCUGACCGGAUGGCUCGGCUGGGGCGCGCGGGGCGGAGACGGCGAGAGGGGCGAGGAGACAGCCGACGCGGCCCCUUUCCAGACGCCCCACACAGGCGACGAGAGUCGGGGCGGGAGAAAGCCUCUGCCGGCCUUCGUAAAAGUUCGCUCCUGUUCGAUGGUUGGCCUAAUGAUCAUCGUCUUCAUCCGCACAGACCUGCGCUACCUCCUCGCAGGUGUGGAAGUGUCCUCGGUCAAAGUCGGUUUGAAAGGCAACACCGGGAACAAGGGCGCCGUGUGCGUUCGCCUCAACAUCGGCGAGACGUCCUUUUGCUUCGUGAACGUGCAUCUCGCGAGCGGACCCAGCAGCGGGCACGAGCGCAUGCAACAAAUGUCGCAAAUUCUCCAGCAGGCUUUCCAGUCAGGGCCUUCGUACACGCCGCCGAUUCUCGACCACGACUUCGUGCUGAUCGGCGGCGACUUCAACUUCCGCCUCGUCGCCAGUCAUCAGCAAGUCGCGGACGCCCUGAACUUCCCCAACGCUGUCCCCGCGUUGCUCAAAUCUGACCAGUUUUACGUGAGCAAGCGGCAUGGGGUGCCUCCGUUUCACCAGUUCCGCGAGGCGCCGAUCGCCUUCCUGCCGACUUACAAGUACAAGAAGAGUUCGUCUCACUACGACAUGAAGAGAACGCCUGCUUGGUGCGACCGCAUCCUGUUCUGCGGCCGCCUUCUUUCCGCGGCGGCAGGUUCCGGUUCCACCCUCGAUUCGACGAAAAGAGAGACACAUGGCCUUCGCUCCUCGAGGCCCACGGCACCAGCUGUGGAGUCUGUGGGAAGCGGAGACACUGGCGGGGCGGGUGCGGCCGAAGAAGGGGCGAGCAGCGAGGCGUCGUCGCCCCUCCGGGUCUUGUCGUACACAGAUCAUCCGCGGUAUUUCUCUUCGGACCACAAGCCUGUCUCUCUCGUUCUCAGCGUCGCCAUCUCAGUCCCCAACCUCCCGCCUGUCUCCUUGUGGGGCGCGUCGGAAUCCGCCGACAGCACGGGCUUCCAGUCGUGCUCGUCCUCGCCCGUGCCGCGCCGGACUUCGUCGCCGACCACGCUGGAAGGAGACAGGCCCUCUCGCGCGCCUCUCGGGGGCUUGAGAGACAGCCGAGCAGACGCCGGAGACGCAGACGGAGAGCUGGAGGACUUUUUCGUGGCCACCAGCGGGGCUGAGUGCCCCGCAGGGAACGCAGGCGCAGGAGACUCAGUCUACUUGGAGGAUUUUGAGACUGCGGAGGACGACGAGGAGCGGGAAGGGCGACGCGAAGAAGGCGGCGACGGUCUCGGGACGGAAGGUAGAGGGCGGGAGACAAGGCGGAACGAGGCGGAGAGCCGAGAGAGCGAGACGCGAGAGACAGGGGCGGGACGCAGUUGCCGAGACUUUGUGUGUGACGCUGAAGAGGCGGGGGUUUCGGCGGACCAGACUGAUGAAGACGAUCUUGUCCAGUAUGCAAAAAGAGGAAAUGUGGAGAGCGGGCGAGAUCGAGAGUGGAAUGCCGACUGUUCGUCGCGCCCCGCGAUUCGCGUCCACGACCUGCCGACUGUCGACCUCCUCAGCGACGGCGCCCCCGGCGCGGGGUCUCCACUGUCUCCGGCGGUCGAGCUAACCGAGACAAAGCAGGCGCAGGCGACCCACGCGCGAGGCUUCGAUUUGCUGGAGAUGUUCCCGGACUUCUCCGGCGCUGGAGCCUUGGAUAGGCCUUUCGGAGAAGCAACCCAACGCGCGAGCCCCGUCCAGCCGCACAGCGCAGGCGUGGGCUCUUCCGGCCCGUUGGGCUCCAAGCGAGGAGACAGUCCGACGCGGGCGUCGCACGGAGACACUCGCGAGGCCCGAGCGAACUGCGCGGAUCGGGAAAGAGGGCUCGGGUUGCUGGCCGUCGACCUCCUUGGUGACACGGCAGGCAGCGCCCCGGGUGAGUCAGGACGACACGUAGGAAGGCGAGAAGGCCUGUCGAAAAGCGGAGGAGCGCCGACGCGCGGAGGUUUGCCACUGGUCGGCGAAGGUCGCAGGGAACAGGUAGACUUGCAGAAGAAUUUGCCGUGGACCCUUUUGGAGUUCGACGAACUGAAAGGCCCGCGCGUCUCCAGUGGUGGAUAUGUGCAGGCGCAGCGAAGACAAGAAAAGAGACAGCCGCAGGAUCCGUUCGACGACCUCCUCUCCUAG
This is a messenger RNA of Neospora caninum, 8592 nucleotides long. Its product is annotated as Endonuclease/exonuclease/phosphatase family protein, related. Bases 1 to 8592 code for a protein of 2863 amino acids. NCBI's taxonomy places the organism in Eukaryota, Apicomplexa, Conoidasida, Eucoccidiorida, Sarcocystidae. The record is from RefSeq and is a predicted model, not a curated record. Gene Ontology annotation, biological process: phosphatidylinositol dephosphorylation. Gene Ontology annotation, molecular function: phosphatase activity. The transcript is spliced from 12 exons.